GUCCGCGUCGCCCCGUGGCCCCAUCGCCCCACUGCUUCGGAAAGGGGUGGGGGACCCGCAGCUACGUCACCGCCGGGAAGGAGGAGACCCCCCCGCCUGACCGCGUCACCGCAGGAGGAAGGGGGUUCCCCACGCUGAUACCGCUUGGGGGUGAGGGUGUAGGGCCUCCCCCCGAUGCCCCCGCCCUGGACCCCCCCUGCGCCCCCCCAACGCAGACCGCCCCCCCCAGCCCUGCUCUCCCCGCCCCGGGCCCGGCCCCCCUAGGCGGCCCCCGUGCAGCAGCGCGGAGCAGCCGCGGGGGGGCGCCGCGAGCCGCGUGCGGCGACUCCGGGGCGGUGUCGGGGGGGCGGGCAGCACCUCCCCCCGCCCCGCCCGCCCCGGCGGAGCGGCGUCGCCCGACGGAGAGGCCCCAGCCCGGCGGAGCGGCGCGCAGCAGCUGCCUACAGGAGACGCUCGGAGCCAGCAUGUCGCAGCCCAGUGCGCCCCCCCCGUACGACGACAAGAACCCCCUCUACCCACCGCCGCGGGGGGCCUACCCCCAGCCCCCCCACUAUGGCGGGGGGUACCCCCAGCCGGGUGGGUACCCCGCGGCGGGGGGGUACCCCCAGCCCGGCAUGGCCAUGCCCACUGUGCCCAUGCGGUUUGGUGACGGCUACGGUGGGGACGGCGCGGGGGACGGCACCCCUUUCCAGUCAGGCGACUGGGACGACAGGAAGGUCAGGCACACCUUCAUCCGCAAGGUCUACGCCAUCAUCUCUCUGCAGCUCCUGGUGACGGUGGGGAUCAUCGCCGUGUUCACCUUCGUCUCCCCUGUCCGCUCCUUCGUCCAGAGGAACGUCGCCGUCUACUACGCCUCGUAUGCCGUGUUCCUGGUGACCUACCUGGUGCUGGCCUGCUGCCAGGGCCCCCGGAGACGCUUCCCUUGGAACAUCAUCCUGCUGGCCGUCUUUACGCUGGCCAUGGGGUUCAUGACGGGGACGAUCGCCAGCAUGUACAGGACCAAUGCUGUCCUCAUUGCUAUGCUCAUCACUGCCAUCGUGGCCGUCAUUGUCACCGUCUUUUGCUUCCAGACCAAGGUUGAUUUUACAUCGUGUCCUGGGCUCUUCUGCGUGCUGGGCAUCGUGGUCAUGGUCACGGGCAUCGUCACAGCCAUCGUCCUCUCCUUCAAAUAUGUUCCCUGGCUCCACAUGCUGUACGCGGCCAUCGGGGCCAUCGUCUUCACCCUGUUCCUAGCCUACGACACGCAGCUGGUGCUGGGGAACAGGAAGAACACGCUGAGCCCCGAGGAGUACGUCUACGGCGCCCUGACCAUCUACACCGACAUUAUGUACAUCUUCACCUCCAUACUGCAGAUCGUGGGCCGGGACUAGCGCCUGCCCCGCACCAGGCCCCUCUCCUCCUCGCCAACCUCCGCUUCUCUUCCUCUCCUCCACAAAGCUGCUCCUCUCCCCUCUCAUUCUCGCCCCAGGAGCCCGGCAGGGCAGCACGUGGCUGAGCCGGCCCAGUCAGUGCCCCACCAGCCGCUCUGGUGCUGGGGGUGCCUGCGGCCCCUCGGCCAAGCCCUGCAGCCCUCCCGCUGCUGCAGCCUGGCUCUGCGCCCCGCGCGGGGGCUGUCCCCAGGCCCCUCUGCCACUCAGCCCAGGGCUGGUGACCAGGACAUGGGGCUGCACUCAGUGCCAGAGCCCCUGCGAUCACAGGGUGGAGGGCGCAGCUCGGGCACAGGGGGCAAGUCUUCCUGGCAAAGGGGCUGUUUCCUAUGCUUGUAAGAAAGCAGCAAAGCCAGUGCCUGCGUGCACUAUACAGCCAGUUACCGACUCUCAGCCUGGUCCCAGGCUACUCCUAAUGCUUCAUCACCCCUACCCGUAGGCUAAGGAAAGGGCUUCCCUUGAUCCCCCCAGUCUCCGGAGACUGAGUGGUGGUGGGGGAACCAGCUGCCAGCGUUCAGCCAGCCGCGAGCCUCAGCGCCCGCUCCCCGAGGAGGUGCUGGUGUGUCGGCAGCGCUGCUGUAACGCUGUUCUGCACUGAACAGCCUUGUGCUUGCACGAGGCCAGAUGUGCCCGCCUGGCGUGGCGCCUCCUGCACGGCCAGGGGGCUGGCAGCACCAGCAAGCAAAGCCGAGCUGCCAUCUCACCCCAGGCUCCCAGGGAACAUGUUGGGCCCUGGCUUUUUGCAGUGAUGCACUGGCCUAAUUCAGCUUCAUUCACUCAGUGCCUUAAAUGCAGCUGUUCUGUGGCUGCCCCAUGGCUUGCUCAGCCCCCCGGCCCAGCCAUGCCGCCCCCCAAGCUGUGGCAGUGCCUGCUCUGGGCUGGAGGUGGCCAGGACCCCUGUGGUGGGAUUGGGGAUGUCUGUACAGAGCUCGUGUUACAGAGGACCCACAGCCACGGGAGCAGCUUGCCUGGCCCUCGGAUGUGGCCAAAGUUGCACUUGCUAAAUAAAACACUUUAAUUUUCCAAA
Messenger RNA from Dromaius novaehollandiae (emu), 2454 nucleotides. RefSeq names its product transmembrane BAX inhibitor motif containing 1 (gene TMBIM1). Gene Ontology annotation, cellular component: endoplasmic reticulum; Golgi apparatus. NCBI's taxonomy places the organism in Eukaryota, Metazoa, Chordata, Aves, Casuariiformes, Dromaiidae. Gene Ontology annotation, biological process: negative regulation of apoptotic signaling pathway. The coding region runs from base 465 to 1370 and encodes 301 amino acids. The record is from RefSeq and is a predicted model, not a curated record. The transcript is spliced from 12 exons.